UUCGGGUGCGCUGCCGACCUUAGUAUAGUACAGACAUCAGCUGAGCUGAGUUGCAUGAAGGCUCUUCGGAACAGGACACAGCAGUUUGCAACGGUAGAGAAAGCGAGCCACUCUGUAUACGAAUUUCAGUCUGAUUCCGCGACCCUCUAGAAGUAUUUCCUUUGGAUUUACCCGAGAUGGCUGUUACUGAAGCUGGCUGCGACUUGACCUACUCCAAAAUGAGGGGAUUGGUAGCUUUCCUUACCGCCUUCAUCAAGGAGAGGAAGAUGGGCUUGAACGACUUCAUCCAGAAGCUGGUGUCCAACCCGCACAUCUGUCAACACUCGGAUGUCAGAGUAUUCCUGAAAAUCGACGAAAAUCAGAAUGAGGAAACGGAACUGGAGAGCGGCUCCACUCCGGUGUGCCUGAAUUCCCCCAGAAGCUCGCUGGCGGAAGAGACCCAGGUUAAACCGUCUGAUUUUGACUACCUGAAAAUCAUCGGGAAAGGCAGUUUCGGAAAGGUUCUGCUGGCGAGGCACAAGGAGAGUGCCAAGUACUACGCUGUCAAGGUGCUGCAGAAGAAAAUCAUCCUGAAGAAAAAAGAACAAAAGCACAUCAUGGCCGAGCGCAGUGUCCUCUUGAAGAACCUGAAGCACCCUUUCCUCGUGGGGCUGCACUACUCCUUCCAGACCACCGACAAGCUGUACUUCGUGCUGGACUACGUCAAUGGGGGCGAGCUCUUCUACCACCUGCAGCGAGAGAGGGUGUUCCUGGAGCCACGCGCCCGGUUCUAUGCUGCUGAGAUGGCCAGCGCCCUGGGCUACCUUCACUCCCUGCACAUUGUCUACAGAGACCUGAAACCAGAAAACAUUCUAUUGGACUCGCAAGGCCACAUUGUGCUGACAGACUUUGGGCUCUGCAAGGAAGGGCUUGACCCCAAUGGGACCACGUCUACCUUCUGUGGAACCCCAGAGUAUUUGGCACCUGAAGUUCUGCAGAAGCAAGCCUACGACCGUACUGUGGACUGGUGGUGCCUGGGUUCUGUGCUGUAUGAAAUGCUGUAUGGACUGCCUCCGUUUUACAGCCGCAACACGGCGGAGAUGUACAACAACAUCCUGCACAAGAGCCUGGUGCUGAAGCCCAACGUGUCCAAUGCAGGCCGAGAGCUGCUGGAGGGCUUGCUGCAGAAGGACCGCAGACGCAGACUGGGGGCCAGGGAUGACUUUUUGGAACUCAAGUCUCAUGCCUUCUUUUCCCCGAUAAACUGGGAUGACCUUGUGGCAAAGAAAAUCACCCCUCCCUUCAUCCCAGCUGUGUCCGGCCCCACUGACCUUCGACACUUUGACCCCGAGUUCACCCACCUGCCCGUGCCUGGUUCCCUUGGCAACACGGACAGUAUCCUGGUAACCAGCAGCGUGCGGGAGGCAGCAGGUGCCUUCCCAGGCUUCUCCUACGUGCCCCCUGCUGACGACGCCUUCCUGUAGGGCCGCUGUCCUCUCCCCUCCCAGAGCAGCGCACGGGCGCUGUGAGGGCGGGCCAAGAGGAGGAGCGCCCCUGCAGAAGCUAGGGGGCGCCUCUCUGUGCGCCGCCGCAUGACGGCGGAUGGGGUCAGAGGCAGGACUCGCCCUGGCGUUCGCUGGAGACGAGUGGACUUGACGUGCUCGGCCGUACAGAGGCAGCUGGGCAGACGACGGUUCCUCUAUCCUUUCUCAAAAAGGACGAACAGUCACCAAGGUGGGCUGCCCUGCGGACUCCUGGCAAUUGUGAUUCCCCAUUCCGAAAGCACCCCUGUCCUCGCCGAUGCGUGUUGAGAACUUCUAUCCUGAGUUACUAAUGAAGAAACCCUUGCCAGCUGAAGGAUCUCGGCAUCCCAGUGGAUUGGAAUGAAAGGACCCAAGACAUUGAAUGUUGUGGGCGUGUGGUGUACCGUACGUGCUAUGGAGGGUGGGGGAUGUUAGCUAGUUGCUUUGGACAUUGGCUGCUGCUGAGUGCAUGUAUCUUGUGUUGAUACCAGCUUUAGGGGAACGCCUUUUGGAUUUUUAAAUUUGUAUAUGUUAAAGUUAUUUUUAUACAAAUGCUGCAUUGCACUCCAUGAAGUUAGGACUGAAUGUGUGAGGUGUAUUAUAGGAAAGGUUUUAGCAGAGGUUGACUUUACAGAGAGGGGUGCUUGACACAGGUUUCAGUGUGUACAGAGUCCGAAAGAAAAUGGUGCACUUUGUAAUUUUGAGCUGUUGCACACCUCUGUGUCAAAUACGAUGUUCUCCACUGUCUUUCCAUGGAGAAAUCGCACUUUCCUGGAAAACACAUAAAGGCAUUAUUGGCACUGAUUUAAAAAAAAAAUGCCAGCGAGUGUGGUGAUUUAAGGUUACCUUGACCUCAAGUGAAAGAUCUUCCUAUGAGGCACUGCAAGCAGACUGGUGCUAACACUGUGCUAGAGAAUGCUGACAUGUUGGGAAAGUUCCUAUUGUUCAAAUUGCACUUAAAAUGUUAAGUCACAAACCACUCCUGGUCUUUGUGUAGAGUGGCAAUUUUGUAGCUCCUUUCUCAGUCCACCGUGGAGAAUAUUUUCUUCUGAUAGUCCUAAUCCUGAAUGUAUCUACCCCGUUAAACAUAUAGAGCAAAACAUGAAGGACCUUCAUUUUACAUAAUGAUUCCAUCAAUUUAUGGAAGGAUGUAAGGUGCAGAGUAUGAACUAGUUUUAUUGAAUAAGUUCUAUUUUAUAUACCUACAGUGACCUUAUAGGUCUGAGUUCCACUGGACAGGCUGCGCUGUUUGAUGAAAUGAGAUGGAGAAAAGCUUCCUGUCCUGAGGCACUUGGAUCCACGGAGUUAGUCUGUCCUCUGAAGGUGUAGUCAUUGUAAACAGACCUGGCAGGUAUUUUACAGGAUGACUGUUUUAUUGCACUGUAGCUGGAAGUAAUUAGGAAAACCCUUCUUGGAGUAUUGGGUUCUCCAAACUGUGACCAACAUCCACUGGAUCUUUUCACACUUGAGGUCAUUUUCAGUCUUCUUCCAACUCCUAACACUUCUGCCAGCAGUCACUGUAAACUGCCAGAUACUGUAAAGCAUUGACACAAUCAUUGCCUGUUUUUAUAAAUGUAUAUUAUAAAAAUCUUAAAGUAAGUGGAUGCAAUUUGCUUCCACUGCAUUAUGAAUAUAACUCCUCUACUUUGUUUUUGGAGGAGAGAACAAAUGUGUAAUAUGAUUAUGCAGAUAUCACUUUGCCAGCAUUAAAAAUAGUGGUGAAAAUCAGAAUGGGGGAUUUUUUUUUCCCCUGCCAUUCUGUUUGCAAACACUACUCAAUGGCAUUAAGAUGAUAUGCAUCCUGUACACUGGGCACUCCCAGCAUUGGAGUGGGGGCACAGCCCAGCAGCUUUUAUUUAGGCUGAGCUCUGUUACACAAUUGGGUCCUUAAUUCAAUGGUGGAAUUAAUUUGAACUCUAAAUCCUUUCAGUUCCUAAAUUUAGUGGGAUAUUGGAUUUUAGACAUAAUGCAAGAUCUACAAAUUAAGCAGAAACGCAGGAAAGGUUCCAAUCAUAGGAUGUGCUAAUUCAAAUAAUGGGCUCAGCGGGCAUGUGAUGUGUGGGUUUCCCCAGGAUCAGGGCUGGGAACUUCUGCUGUAAAUUGUACCUAAUUUGAGGCGAGAGGAUGGCCUCCUGUUUUGUACAGCAAAUAUGUAGAAUGUUGUGAUGCAAAGAGGCCUGGCCCUACAGGUUCCUUCUUUAAUCGCUGUUCUUUUUCCAUGGUCUGCCUCACCAAUUCGUUUCAUGGCCAUGAAUCAGCUCUCAACCAGUUCCAAACAAAGCUCUGUGAUUUUAUGUCUUCACACAACUGUUACUCUCGGGUCUCAUGUUGACACUAGCAGGGAAAGGUGGUCGAUGGGGCUAAAGUGGUUGAGUGUUAUCUAGGGAGUUCUAUACUUCAUGUUUGGCUUUUUGUCUUGCCCAGUGCAAGGGGAGCGGUCUUGAGUUUAUUCAUGGACACAGACUUGCUCUUGCAGACUGAGAACUAUUUCAUGAUGUAAACUCAGUUGAAAGAAGGCUUUCAUUUACUACUGCCUUCAUUCAAUGAAUGCAAGUGCAAGCACUCAAAAGCACCUUGAACACGCCUGAUCUCCUCAGAUCAUGGAAUUUAAGCAGGGUCAGUCCUGGUUAGCAACCGAAUGGGAAUCCACCUGGCAAAAUGUGGUGCUGUAAGUUUUGUGUACGGCCAGAUGCCCAUAUAAUAUAAUUUGCACAUUGCUUUGGGUUGUGAAAGCUAAAACUACCAGCUACCCACAUGGUCCAAGAGGUUGGAUCAAUUAACUAAUAACUCCCAAACAGGCUAGAUAGGCCAUUAGGCCUCCUCUUGCUGGUAACUGUUUUUAAGAACAUAAGGUUCCAAACAAAACAAGGCCCAUCGGUUGAUCUUGCUCGUUUGGUUUCCCUAUUGCUAUUCUUCCUGCUUCAACUGACUUAAGUUGUAGAACAGUACACUAACUCAUACAUUUCUUUUGAAAAAAGAAUCUCCCCCUCAAUAAUCUUGUGGGAGUUUGCCUAUUUCAGCGGCCUUGGAAAAAGAUGCCUUGUGCUAAGAUGAUGUGAUCAAUCAAAUCUCGUGGCCCUGGCACGUCCACGGGUCUAACACCCACUGCUUCAGUCAAAGAGGCAAGAAACUUAUUGGUGCUGGCUUGGCCCAGAAAGAUGGGUAUCUACUUCAGUUAUUGAAGCAUGCUCCCUAUACACAUUAGACUUCUUUUGGCACAGUGAAAAAUUAAGUUGUAGUAGUGCUAUAUCUUCCCUCUUCAGCUGCAUGCCAAUGUUAGGAAGAGGCUCUCACUGCUGCUUAAGAACUGAGACGACUCAGUGAGGGGGUCUUUUUAAAAACUUUCUAGGAGAGUAAUGAUGACCUCCAAGUUGUUCCAAUGUACAGCUUCUGCCAUAGAGACUGAAGCUAAUUAUACAGUUCCAGUGUUGCAAUUUCUUCCAUAUUUGGAAGUCUUUCAGUUUUCUUUGGUUGUUUUUCCACCUCUUAUUUACACGUUGUAAGCAUAAGUAUACCUACUGUACUUGAUAGCUGGAAGAGUUAUUGCUAAAGAAACAUUGCAGAUCUGUAACAAAUAUGAUAAUAAAUCAAAGAAACUA
This is a messenger RNA of Lepisosteus oculatus (spotted gar), 5101 nucleotides long. RefSeq names its product serine/threonine-protein kinase Sgk1. Gene Ontology annotation, cellular component: nucleus; cytoplasm. Gene Ontology annotation, molecular function: ATP binding; phosphatidylinositol binding; protein serine/threonine kinase activity. The record is from RefSeq and is a predicted model, not a curated record. Gene Ontology annotation, biological process: protein phosphorylation. Lineage: Eukaryota; Metazoa; Chordata; Actinopteri; Semionotiformes; Lepisosteidae.